UUGCUCACUGAAAUUGGGGAUUAGGGUUAGAGUUUACUGCCUGCAUGUUUAGCACUCUAAUUGCUAGGCCUAACUAGAGCAGAGUAGUAUAGUGGAUUACAUGAGUCCUAACUAGAGCAGAGUAGCAUUAUGUGUUACCUAACUGGAGCAGAGCAGAGCAGCAUCAGUGGAUUACAUUGUUAUUUCUUAGUCCAAAUUGUCAGAGCAGCAUUAGGUGUUACCUAGCUAGGGUAAAUAAAAGCUUUGCUUAUAUGUUAACUUAAACAAAGCUCUGUUUAUAUGUUAACUUGUGUAUAUGUUAACUUAAACAAAACUCUGUUUAUAUGUUAACUUGUUUAUAUGUUAACUGAAACAAAUCUUUGUUUAUAUGUUAGACAAUAUGUUAAGUAAAAUUGUUUAUUAACCAAUUUUGUCUGUUAUUUCAUUUUGCAGUUUGUAUGAUGACAUUUUGGAUGUUAGGUUCUUUUUUGAUGCUUCAGAAAUGUUAGAGCUGAAGCUCUGCAGUUCAGAUGUAACAUACCUGAAUAUGAUUGCAGUGAUGGAAACCCAAGGAUUUAGUGAAUAUGAUCUGCUGUUUCACAUUGAGAAUCCAGAUUUAGGGGAGAAAGGAUUGGAGAUGGUAGAGAGUAAUGCUGAGUUGCAACUAGUAAAGAGGCAGGUUGAGGAGUGUAAGGUUUUAAAUUUGCUAGUGAGGGCAUGUCCACCUCCUUGCAGCAAGUUUCAGAGGCAAGAAUUAUCCACUGUUGUGUAUGAAGAGCCUGUGUUAUAUGAUCUCAGUGAGCCACCCAUCUAUGCUGUUGAUGAAGAAGGAGUUGCCUUUGAAAGUCAGAGUAGCAGCUGCAGUUUAGUAGCUCAUGGUACUGGUGUUUGCACACAAGAGAGCAAGAAUGUAAAAGGAAAACUGAAAGCUGUUUUGGAAAUAGAAGAAGAAGAGGGAUAUGAUGGCAGUGGUGGUUCUGAUUGUGAAGGUGAAGAUGACAGUGAUGUAAACCCUUUUUAUAUGGGUGAUGCUGAUGACAUAGAGAUGGAUGAGGGAAAGAAACAGAGAGAGUAUGAUGAAGUAGAAGAGGAAGAAACAGAUGAUGAAGAAUCUGAGGAGGAAGAAAUGGUGCAUUACUCUGGUGACACAGAGGUUGAGGAACCUUUUGAAAUGGAUGAAGAUGACAAGGUUGUUUCACAGGAUGAAGAAACUGUAAUUGUACAUGAAGAGAAGAAGAAGAAGAAACAGAAGCUUCCAGUUAGGAAAGGGCCUACAACAAGGACACAUUCAAGUGUAGUUCAAGAGGAGGAACCUGAUUUCCAACCUUCAUCUGAUGAAGAAGAGAAAGGAUUGUUGAAGGAGGCUGAUGAUGAUGGUUAUGAGCCAUUGGCAUUUGUGCUGCCAAAGAAAAGGAAGAGCAGGGCAAAGCAGAGGCCUCCUAGAAAAUGGUACAAUGAGAAAAUGGAGGCACCACAUGAGCAAUUAUGUCUACAGAUGUGUUUCAAGGAUCAACAUCAAUUCAGAGAGGCUUUGUUGAACUUACACAUCACUCAAGGCAGAAACUUCAAAUAUCAUAGGAACUCAGAUCAAAGAAUAAUUGUAGAAUGCAACCAAAAACAUUGCAACUUCUUUAUGGUGGCAGCAGUUAUAAAAGGUGAAACUACUUUUGUAAUUAAGAAGAUGAGAAUUAAGCACACUUGCCCUAUUAGUACAGAGACAACAAGGGUAAGUGCCAAGUGGCUUGCACAGAAGUAUGAGUCACUGUUCAGAUCUGAUCUAACAACUGGCAUUCAGACUUUGAUUGAUGCAUGCAUGGAGAAGUAUGGUGUGGAUGUGCCCAAGUCAAUGGCAUAUAGGGCAAAGAACCUAGCUAUUGAUGUUGUGCUAGGAGACCACAAGAAGCAAUACCCUAGGUUGAAAGACUAUGCUCAGACAGUGAUGGAUACAAACCCUGGGAGUAGAGUAGUAGUCACUACUGUAACUCCAACACCCACUGAAAAAAUCCCCCAUCCAGGUCCAAGAUUCCAUGCUAUGUUCUAUUGCAUCAAUGGAGCAAGGGAGGGGUUUCUCAAGGGGUGCAGACCAUUCAUUGGUUAGUUUGUUCACCUUGUGCAUUAGUUACAUAUUGUUUCAUCUUGAAAUGCAUUUGAAUGUUUUUAAUACUGAAUUUGCUUGCUCAGGUGUUGAUGGGUGCUUCAUUAAGUUAACUACUGGUGCUCAACUACUUGCUGCCACUGGUAGAGAUGGCAACAACAAUAUAUACCCACUAGCAUUUGGUAUUGUUGGGCAAGAGGACACACCUAACUGGUGUUGGUUUCUACACCAACUUAAAAUCUGCCUAGGAGGAGAAGUGGGAAGGUUUGGUCCAUAUACAAUAAUGUCAGAUAGACAAAAGGUAUGUGCUUGCAUCUUAUGUCAUUGUUCCUAUAUGGUUGUUUUGUGCUAGAUAGUAGCUUAGCUAGUUUAAUUGUGUGUCCCAGGGCCUACUAAAUGCAGUGAAUGUUGUCUUUCCUAAGUGCAACCAAAGGUUCUGCCUUAGGCAUAUCUAUGCAAACUUCCAAAAUGCUGGGUUUAGGGGGGAAGAUCUGAAAAAGUGUAUGGAUAAUGCUGCCUAUGCAUAUAGUGAACACAAAUUUAACAUUGCAAUGAAUGACCUUAGAGCUGAGUGUGAGCAAGCUUGGGAGUGGCUUUGUCAAAUACCCAAGAAAACAUGGGCAAGGCAUGCAUUUGACACAAACUGCAAGACUGACCUUGUAGUUAACAAUUUAUCUGAGGUGUUCAACAAGUAUGUCCUAGAUGUUAGGAAGAAACCAAUUAGGACAAUGUGUGAUGGAAUAAAGGAUAAGCAGAUGGUGAGGUGGCAUAGGAAUAGGGAGAGUGGAAAGAAAGCUAGAUGGGACAUAACACCCCAUUAUAGUGAGAAGCUAGAGGUUGAGAAGGAGAGGGCCAAAUAUUGCAAACCAAUUCAAGCUGGUGUGGACUUGUGGCAAGUUACAAGUGGGCAGCAAACCCAUGCUGUUAACUUGCAAAUGCACACAUGUGGGUGCAGAAAAUGGGACCUAAGUGGCAUCCCAUGUAACCAUGCCAUCUCAGCAAUAAACAAGGCCAAAAGAAAACCAGAGGAUUAUGUCAGCAAGUUCUUCAAGAAAGAAAUUUAUCUGGCAGCUUAUGAACCAAUGAUCUAUCCAGUUCCUGGUGAGCAUGACUGGACAAGGACCCCUGGUCCAGACAUUGACCCACCUGCAUUUAAAGUGAAGAGAGGAAGAAAGAAAGAGAAGAGGAUCAAGGGGAAAUUUGAAGUCCCAAAGCCUAAGGAGACAUCAAGAAUGGGGACUAUAACAUGUGGCAAUUGUGGACUGCAAGGACAUAGGUACACAAGCUGCAACAAGCAGUUGAAGCCUGAGCUGGCUUUGAGGAAGAACAAACAUGUGCCUCUUGCAAGGAAUUCCAAUGCUGGUGCUGCUGCUACUACACAAGCAUCAACAACUUCUCAUCCAACUCCUACAACAACACCAACAGCUGGAACAGGAGCUGGGAGAGGAGCUGGGAGAGGGGCUGCAGCUGCAGCUGCUGGGAGUGGUGCUGCUAGAGGUGCUGGUAGAGGUGCUGCACCAGGUGCUGGGAGAGGUGCUGGGAGAGGGAGAGGUACAUUCUCUGCCCCAAGGCAAUCUGGUCCCUCCACAUCUACUGCUCCCUCUACAUCUACUGCUACUCCACCUUCUGGUGGUAGAAACAGAGGAUGGAGAGCCUACUUCUAUGCAAGUGGUAACCACUAAAUGGCACAUGUGCCAUGUAAUGUUCAAAACUAGAUACUUCAUGUGUGUUCUUGCAUCCUAUGGUACAAUGUGAUCUUGCUGGUGCUCUCAGUGUACUUUGCUGGUGCUCUUAUUGUACUUUGCUGGUGUACUUUAAGAAUCAAUGCCAUAUAUGGCUUUUGUUCAUGUGGAUGGAUGGAUUUAUUUAUUAGUUAAUGCCAUUUCUGGAGCUGGCUUUUGUUCAUGUGGAUGGAUGUGAUCUUGCUAUUUAUUAGUUAAUCAAUGCCUGGAAUGGACUAUGUUCAUGUGGAUGGUUCUUUUUAUAUCUUUUUAUAUCUUUUUAUGAUGGAUAUGUUCAUGACAAUGGUGCAUACUAUUGGAUAGAGUAACUCUGUUGCUGGAUAUAUUGCUGGAUAUAUUGUUGUAUACAUUGUUGGAUAUGUUGUUAAGGUCUAGGCUAAAAAAGAAGCACUUUGGGUUUUCGGUGGCUCGGGGUCGACGGAACCACCUAAAGGCAUCAUUUAGGGUCUAGGGUGGCUCGGGGUCGACGGAACCACCUAAAGGCAUCAUCUAGG
Molecule: messenger RNA, 4310 nt
Organism: Aegilops tauschii subsp. strangulata
Lineage: Eukaryota; Viridiplantae; Streptophyta; Magnoliopsida; Poales; Poaceae
Source: RefSeq, a predicted model, not a curated record